CUUCUCCUCUGCUGGCUUCUGGGUCACCUUAAGGAGAGGCAAGACCCACAUCAGCCUCAGGGGCCCUGCCAGCCAGUCCUAACCCCCCCCCCGGGUGGGCAGCAAAUAGGCUGGGCAGAGGCCACCCUGGACAGUGGAGAGCCCAUAAGGGGCAGAGAGGGAGGGAGGCGAGCAUCACAGAGCCCAGCCCAGCCCAGCAGAGCCCUGGGACACCGGGCUGUUCUCGCUAGGGUCCCCCUUCCCCACUGGGGGGUGGGGGGGAAACAGUCUUGGCCACUUUCCUGCCAGGCAGCAGCGAGCGGCGGCGGCUUGGUGCAGCCACCCGAGGGGCACGGUCUCCCCAAAGGGAAGCCCAGCCGGCCUCUCCCGCUCCCCAAACAGGCUCAGCAGGUCUUUCCAGCCGCCUCCUGGCGGGCGACGGGAAGAUCUGGCCAAGGCGGCUCGUCUGACGGGCUGCCGGGGGAUCCCGGCACGAGGCUGGACCGAUGUGGGUGGCUGGCCGGGCCCCGGCGCACGGGAAAAGACGGCCGUCCUUCCACUCCCGAGAGGAGCCUCUGCUCCCGGCCAGUCGGCGGAGGUCCGGCCUCCAAGCCCCUUCCUCCCGCUCUGCAUCGCCCCCAGCUGCUCCGGCCCCCAGGCCAAGGCCGCGCCGAGGGGAGGGGCGGGGCGGCGGAGUUUCGCUCCAGGGAGAGGGCUGCGACCCCCCCCCCCUCGCCCCCGCAGGGACCGGGCAGCAGGAGGGCGGGGGAGGCGCGCCGAGGGGGCGGUGCUUGUGGCGCCGGACGCUCCUCCUCGCGGGCUCCCCAGCCAAUCGGCGCCCGCCCCCGCCCCCCCGCCCCCCCCCAGCCCUGAAACCGGAGUCAGCAGAGCCGCGGCCAGCCUGGCCGGGAGGGAGGGAGGGAGGGAGGCGCCAGCGCUUCCCGGAGCCGGCGAUGGAGCGGCCACCGCAGCAGCCCCGACGCGCCGCGCGCUAGCGGCUCCCAGGCCCUGCCUCGUCUCGGGAGCCCGGUCAAAGCUCCACCAUGAGGCUCCCCCUGAUCUGGGCAGUGCUGCUCUUCCAAGCUGGGAGCCUUGCCCGGGGCUGCCCGGCCGACUGCCAGUGCAACCAGCCCCAGACCGUCUUCUGCAUCGCCCGGAGCAGCCCUGCCAUCCCGCAGGGGCUGCCACCAGACACGGCCCACCUGUACAUGUUUGAGAGCGGCCUCCGGACGCUGAGCGAGGACAGCUUUGCCGGUCUGCCCUCUCUGCGGCUCCUGGACCUCUCCCAGAACCUGCUCUCUCGCCUGCCACGCAACGUCUUCCAGCCACUGCCGGGACUCCACAAUCUCGACCUGUCCUCCAACCAGCUGCAGGAGGUCACCAACGAGAGCUUCCAUGGGCUGCGCCUGCUGGAGCGGCUCUACCUGGACCGCAACCGGCUCCAGAGCAUCCACCCGGCCGCCUUCAACUCCCUGGAAAACCUCCUGGAACUGAAGCUCCAGGACAACCAGCUGCAGACGGUGCCCCCUCUCAACCUGCCCACCCUCCUGCUGCUGGACAUCAGCCGGAACAAAAUCGCAGCCCUGGAGACGGGCACCUUCCGCGUCCGGAGCCUGGAGUCCCUGAAGAUGGCCGGGCUGGGCCUGGGCAGCGUGGACGAGGAGCUCCUGCAGAGCCUGCGCAACCUGCAUGAACUGGACGUCUCGGACAACCUGCUCGCCAGGGUGCCCGGGGUCCUGAGCCAGCUGCCCGGGCUAACCAGGCUCAGCCUGGCAGGGAACGGCCUGAUCUCGCAGCUGCGGGCAGAGGACUUUCGGCAGCUCCAGCAGCUGCAGGAACUGGACAUCAGCAACCUCAACCUCAACGGGCUCCCCUGGGACUUCUUCGCCUCCUUCCCCAGGCUCCGGGCGGUCACCGCAGCCGAGAACCCCUUCAACUGCGUCUGCCAGAUGAGCUGGAUGGUCAGCUGGGCCCGGCUCAGCAAAGCCUCGCUCCGGAGGCCGGAAGAGACCCGCUGCCACUUCCCCCCCAAAAACGCAGGCCGCUUGCUCCAGCAGCUGGAGUACGCAGACUUUGGCUGCCCCAGCACCACCAGCAGCACCAGCACUGUACCAGCAACCAGCCCCAAGCUCCCCAGCCCCCUUCCCAGCAGCAGGCCCCUCCACCCAGAGGCCGGCACCGCCCAGCCCACCACCAGGCCUGGCGGCCUCACGACCAUGGCCUCGCCCGCCCCAGAAGGACAGCCAAGCCCGGAGGCCCGGCUCUGCCCACCGCACGCCUGCCGUAACGGCGGCCUAUGCCAGCCCGGCCCCAACCGCCACCCGGAGUGCCUCUGCCCCCUGGGCUUCACCGGACUGUACUGCGAGGUGGCCGGGGGGCAGGCGACCUCUCCGCCAGAGCCCACCCAGGCCACGCAGGUAGCCGUCAGGCACGUGGGGAGCACUUCGGUCAAAGUGGACCUGCAGAACUACAUCCGCGCCAAGCCCCAGCUCAAGGGCAUCCGCCUGACCUACUGGAACCUCUCGGGGCCAGACAAGCGGCCCGUCACCCUCAGCCUGCCAGCCGCCCUGCCCGAAUAUACCGUGCGGGCCCUGAAGCCCAACUCCUCCUAUCACAUCUGCAUCGGGGCCCUGGGUGACAAGGCCCCACAGGAGGAGAUCUGCGUGGAGGCCCACACGCUGCACCCGACCCACCAGCAGCACGCCCCCGUCACCCGGGGGAAAGGCCCCGACCUGCCCCUGGUGGUGGCGCCUUCCGUGGCGGCGGUGCUGCUCUUGCUGGGGGUGGCGGUCGCCAGCUCCUACUACGCACGACAGCGCAGGCAGCGGAGGAAGGCCCAGGCUGCGCCCGGGACCCGCAGCCCCAGUCCGUUGGAGCUGGAGGGGGAGAAGGGGGAUCUGGUGACCCAGAGUCCCAAGACUGCGGCAUCCCUCAGCCUGGAAUACGAGGUGCCUCUCAUGCACCCGCAUUUCACAGGCACUGCCCCCCCUCGGGCCCCGGGCCCUUCCUACUUUUAGGGCCACUGAAGGGUGUGGGUGGCUUCCUUGGUGCCAGUCUGGGCAGUGUCCAGGGAGAGGCCACCUCCCACAGCACCUGGUCCUCUGCCGAGGGCAGCCCCAGCCCUACAGACCUAGGGGGGUAGCUGGAAAACCAGCCCCAUGAAGGAGCAGCGCCUUUUCCAUCAAUCGAGGAGGAGGAGGAGGAGGAGGAGGAAGAGGGGCUCAACACUGAAGCCUUAGUUGUGACUGCCUGGUCCCUUUCCUAACAGACUGAUCUCUUUUGUAAAAUCAGACGAUAAACGCUUUUGUACAAAAAUAUGUUUUCUACCUAUUGUGCGGGUCACAAAUGCUUUUGUAGGGACGUUGUGAGUGUGAGCAAGAGAGCCUUGUUCACAGGAGGCAGAAACGGUACACAGUGCAAACACGCAGCCUCUGGUUCUUACCGCAGGCGGAGAAUACAGAAUGUGCCGGAGGACCCCCCCUCCCUUUUGAGCCCGGCUGCCCCCCCCUUCAACACCCGAGGCAACUGAGCUGCAGCCCUGGGAGCCAAGGAGCUUCCACAGCAUCAGAGGUGGGACUCAGCCGGGCCUGGGUGCUUCUGGAGAACCGGGAGCGGAAAUUUUGAGUGGUU
Molecule: messenger RNA, 3609 nt
Organism: Thamnophis elegans (Western terrestrial garter snake)
Lineage: Eukaryota; Metazoa; Chordata; Lepidosauria; Squamata; Natricidae
Gene: VASN
Product: vasorin
Exons: 2
Coding region: 1023-2996 (657 amino acids)
Cellular component (GO): plasma membrane
Molecular function (GO): protein binding
Source: RefSeq, a predicted model, not a curated record